UGUGAACCAUGUGACGUGUGUUUACAUCCUCUCAGCUGUUCCUCGAGAAAAAACAGCGCUGCUUCUUUCAACGCCGUGAAAAUCUAUACAUCACACAGCAACAACAGCGCUCAAAAACACCGGCUCUAAUGUGCAUCCAGUCUGUUUGGCUCGUGCAAAGCCUGAGCCCGAUUCAUGGCUUUACAAAGAUCUUGGCGUAGCUGAGAAUGGUCUGAGGUGAUUUGUGUGGGACACAGGCAUCACGAUUGGGGAUCCCUGUGGAGAAACGCUCCAGCAUUUCAUCUGGAUGUGAGGACCGCUCUAGUUAUCCGUCUCGCACCUCCUCUGCAUCUUUUCUUUAUUUAUUUUUUUGGUUUUUUUCUUUUCUGGCUGUGAGGGGAAUAUGGGGGGAGCAGUCAGCGCUGGCGAGGACAACGAUGAUUUGAUAGACAACCUGAAGGAAGCCCAGUAUAUCCGCACGGAGCGCGUGGAGCAGGCCUUUAGAGCUAUAGACCGUGGAGAUUACUACCUGGAGGGAUACAGAGACAAUGCCUACAAGGAUCUGGCGUGGAAGCAUGGGAAUAUACAUCUGUCGGCGCCGUGCAUCUAUUCUGAAGUGAUGGAGGCGCUGAAACUGCAGCAGGGCUUGUCUUUUCUAAACCUUGGCAGUGGCACUGGAUACCUGAGCACCAUGGUGGGCCUCAUCAUAGGUCCAUUUGGAGUAAAUCAUGGUGUGGAGCUUCAUAAGGAUGUUGUGGAGUACGCAAACGAAAGACUGGAUGACUUCAUCAAAAACAGCGACAGCUUUGACAGGUUUGAGUUCUGCGAGCCACACUUUGUGGUGGGCAACUGCCUGGAGAUUUCCUCAGACAGUCAUCAGUACGACCGCAUUUACUGCGGCGCUGGAGUUCAGAAGGACCAUGAGAACUACAUGAAGAUCCUGCUCAAAGUCGGAGGGAUUCUGGUCAUGCCAAUAGAGGAUCAGCUCACUCAGAUCAUCAGGACGGGUCAGAGCUCAUGGGAGAGUAAGAAUAUUCUGGCUGUGUCGUUUGCUCCUCUGGUUCAGCAGAACAGGACAGACAGCAACAAAUCUGAAGCCGUGGUGCUCCCGGCUCUGAGUGUGCGGAGUCUUCAAGACCUGUCCCGAAUCUACAUCCGCCGCACGCUGCGCAGCCUGACCAACGAAGAGAACCCAAACCGCACCAACACUCCGCGAGCUUCUCAGAAGCGCAAGCGCAGACGCUGUCGUCGCCGCCGCCGCCGCAUCAACACAUACGUGUUCGUGGGCAACCAGCUGAUCCCGCAGCCCCUCGACAGCGAAGAAGACGAGUGCAUCGAGGAGGAGAGCAAAGACGAGGAGCAGGAGAAAGACAUUGAGCCCAUCAAACCCGAAGAGCCGCAGGUCAACCACCUGAGAGACAAAAUCUUGAGUCUGCCGCUGCCCGAGUCGCUCAAAGCCUACCUGCUGUACUACCGCAAGAAAUAAAGUCUCUUCACUCUUUUCUUUGUUUUUUUUUUUGUUGUUUUUUUGAUAAUGUAGCAUAAUUUAAACAUUUAAAAAUGGGGUUUGGGCUGAAUUUUUAUUAUUUCAUGUUUCUUUUUCCCCAAAAGAGACUUGAUUGUGCUUGCUGUGUUUGUUCUACAUAGUAAUAUUCACAUUUUUGAAUGUGAUGAUUUUUUUUCCCCACUGCUGAGGACCUCGGGAGGGCUUAGAAGCUUGUUUGUUUUCUGAAGAGUUGCUUUAAUGUGAUGGAAGCUAUUUUUUCACUGGCUUGUAUUGUUGUAAGACCAGCCUGUUUGAUGAGUCCAAUAAUGACAGUUUUCUUUCUUUUAAGUUGUAGGAAGAAUGAAAAACUCGAGUCAUUAUUUUUGGGACUGAUGUAUGCCUUUGAUUCCCUUUGGGUUUAUUUUGCUGUUAAUGCUUUGGGUAUCUCUUUGAACUGUUUUAGUGAAUUUCCAUCUAGAGAUGAUUGUUUUGGCCUGUUAUCUGAUUUUUUUUUUUUUACAUUCUAGGCACAUUUAUAAGUACUGAUAUUGAGAUGUCUCUUAAUCGAUGAUGUACUUUUUUUUUUCUUGGUUGUUUCUUUCAUCUGCGAGUCGACCUGAAGACCUAACGCUCCACAUUCUGCUUGUGAUCAUUGAGAUGUAAGAGACGUCACUGUUUGUGUCGGUUUGUAAUCGGUGAUUUCACGCUGUCGUAACAACUUGUUUGCAAUAUAUUGUCAGCAUAUGAAAUCUUUGGCUUAAUUUCAGUUAUUCAAUUGAUUGUAAAUGAUUUUCUUAUAUUAAAUGGAAUCUAAUCACA
This is a messenger RNA of Danio aesculapii, 2284 nucleotides long. It is a transcript of the gene pcmtd1, whose product is annotated as protein-L-isoaspartate (D-aspartate) O-methyltransferase domain containing 1. The transcript is spliced from 6 exons. Gene Ontology annotation, molecular function: protein-L-isoaspartate (D-aspartate) O-methyltransferase activity. Gene Ontology annotation, biological process: protein modification process. Gene Ontology annotation, cellular component: cytoplasm. NCBI's taxonomy places the organism in Eukaryota, Metazoa, Chordata, Actinopteri, Cypriniformes, Danionidae. The record is from RefSeq and is a predicted model, not a curated record. Bases 383 to 1465 code for a protein of 360 amino acids.